This is a messenger RNA of Pelecanus crispus (Dalmatian pelican), 2310 nucleotides long. NCBI's taxonomy places the organism in Eukaryota, Metazoa, Chordata, Aves, Pelecaniformes, Pelecanidae. The record is from RefSeq and is a predicted model, not a curated record.
GUCUGGCACCGAAGAAGGCAGCCAUCACAGAGGGACCAUCACUACCAGGACAGCCUGGCCAAGCAAAGAAGAUAGGUCAUCGAGGCGUUGAUGCUUCUGGUGAAACCACCUACAAAAAGACCACCUCAUCCACUCUGAAGGGGGCCAUCCAGCUAGGGAUUGGAUAUACCGUUGGCAAUCUGAGCUCCAAGCCAGAGAGAGAUGUCCUGAUGCAGGACUUCUACGUGGUGGAGAGCAUUUUUUUCCCAAGCGAAGGCAGUAAUCUCACCCCGGCUCACCAUUAUGCUGACUUCAGGUUCAAGACCUAUGCACCAGUGGCUUUUCGAUACUUCCGAGAACUCUUUGGGAUUCGUCCAGAUGAUUAUUUGUAUUCAUUAUGUAAUGAGCCUCUGAUAGAGCUGUCGAACCCUGGUGCCAGCGGCUCCCUCUUCUAUGUCACCAGCGACGAUGAAUUCAUCAUAAAAACUGUGAUGCACAAGGAAGCUGAAUUCCUACAGAAGCUCCUUCCUGGCUACUACAUGAAUCUGAACCAGAACCCACGGACACUGCUGCCGAAGUUUUAUGGACUGUACUGUGUGCAAUCAGGAGGCAAAAACAUCCGCGUGGUCGUGAUGAACAACAUUCUGCCUCGCGUGGUGAAAAUGCACCUGAAAUUUGACCUGAAAGGCUCAACCUAUAAACGCCGGGCAUCCAAGAAGGAAAAAGAAAAGUCCAGCCCUACAUACAAGGAUCUAGACUUCAUACAAGACAUGCCCGAGGGCCUGAUGUUGGAUGCAGACACCUUCAGUGCAUUGGUGAAAACGUUGCAACGAGACUGUCUGGUGUUGGAAAGUUUUAAAAUCAUGGACUACAGCCUCCUGCUUGGGGUUCAUAACAUAGACCAGCAAGAGCGUGAGCGACAGUCUGAGGGAGCCCACAGCACGUCGGAUGAGAAGCGUCCUGUGGGGCAGAAGGCACUUUACUCCACGGCCAUGGAGUCCAUCCAGGGUGGGGCUGCCCGGGGGGAGUCCAUAGACACAGACGACACGAUGGGAGGAAUCCCAGCAGUGAAUGGCAAAGGAGAGCGUCUCCUGCUACAUGUAGGAAUAAUAGAUAUCCUUCAAUCAUACAGGUUCAUCAAGAAGCUAGAACAUACCUGGAAGGCCCUUGUCCAUGAUGGGGACACAGUGUCAGUACACAGACCCAGCUUUUAUGCAGAGAGAUUCUUCAAAUUCAUGACCAACACGGUGUUUCGAAAGAAUUCCUCUCUGAAGUCAUCUCCCUCAAAGAAAGGGCGUAGUGCCUUGCUAGCUGUCAAGACAGCCGGUCCAACAGCUGCAUUUUCAGCCAGCCAGCUUCCAUCUGAAAAGGACGAAACACAGUAUGAUCUUCGUGCAGCCAGGAGUUACCCCACACUUGAUGAUGAAGGCAGGCCAGACCUGCUACCCUGCACACCUCCUUCCUUUGAAGAAGCUACCACAGCCUCCAUAGCCACAACACUAUCUUCAACAUCUCUCUCUGUUCCUGAGCGAUCCCCUUCGGAGACCUCCGAGCAGCCCAGGUACAGGAGGCGCACACACUCCUCAGGGCAGGAUGGCAGGUCACACGAGGAGGUGCGGGUUGAGGAGGAGCUUCAGCAGAUCAGUGUCGAGCUGGAGCCCAAGUGUGACGUGGAGAUUGUAGCUCCCGAAGAAGAUGACAAAGAAGAGGCGGCUUCUUCAGCCUGUGCCAUCGUAACAUCCACAGCUACAAUAGAGGUGGAGACAGCCAGCCAGGCCUCCGAACCAGCCAGCCAGGCCUCGGAUGAAGAUGACGUGCCAGUCACAGACAUAUACUUUCCGACAGACGAGAGGAGUUGGGUUUACUCCCCGCUCCACUAUAGCGCUCAACUCCACUCUGUCUCCGAUGAGGAGAGCGAUACAUAAUCUCUAUGCAGACACAGAAGCCCCAGAGAGCAGUGAUUCCCUCUGCAGGUCGAUGUGUUCCCUUUUCGUUGAUGCAGCCGUUCCAGUGGGAUGGGGAAGAGCUUGCUGACACCAGUAUUGCUGCACUGCAGGAUCCCAGGCACUGCAUUUCAGAACGGAGCAAAACUAUAACCGUGUAUUUCUACUUAUCCCAGACAUGGGCAGCAAAGAAACCACCCACUCACCCGCAGCUACCAACGGAGACAUCCAGCUGGGUGUAGAGAAUCCUGGGUAGUAACACAGUGUUUUCCAGACGUGCACUACCGUAGCUACCUAUCCAUGUGUGAUACUGUGAACCUUUUUAAUUUUUUAAUCAUGUAUUUAUUUCUUUUAUCUUUGCACAGAGACAGCACAAAUGUGCUUUUUU